This is a messenger RNA of Coccidioides immitis RS, 1326 nucleotides long. RefSeq lists its product as uncharacterized. Lineage: Eukaryota; Fungi; Ascomycota; Eurotiomycetes; Onygenales; Onygenaceae. The record is from RefSeq and is a predicted model, not a curated record. The transcript has 5 exons. The coding region runs from base 140 to 1027 and encodes 295 amino acids. Gene Ontology annotation, cellular component: Golgi membrane.
CUUUUCUAGACUCCCUGCACCGAAAGCAACUGAGGGUUAAUACUGAGACAGGUUUUGUUUUUCUUUUUUUUUUUUUUUUUUUAAACUCUUGCAUGCAAUUUCUCGAUCUCCAUUGAAUAUACCCACCGGUUGAGGGGCCAUGAACCCUCAUAUUUCAGUCCCCCGUCAGCAUGGCGGCCCAGCCAAUUUUGGCGGGACAUCUCCGCCAAAUCGAAACACCUCCAUACGGUUACCAAGGUUUUUCCGGGGAUUGUUUAAAUUUCCGCAAAUGGACUUUGAAAUGGCCAUCUGGGAGAUGACGUCUCUUCUGAUUGCACCAAAAAAGGUUUUCAAGUCAAUGUAUUAUCAUAAACAAACAAAGAAUACGUGGCACCGACCUGACCCGUCCUUCACGUAUCUUCUCUCCUUCUUUCUCCUUCUUACCGCUCUCGCCUGGGGCCUCGCAUACCGACCGAGCUUUAGUUCCAUUAUUCGGCUCGCUGCUUCUUUCAUAUUUAUCCACUUUAUCGGCUCCUCCCUUCUUAUUUCCGCGUUGGCGUACUUUGCUAUGGGAAGAAUAUUUGGACCCAGUGGACCAGCAUCCUCCCUCAUCGAAUGGCGGGGAAUGAGGUCCGGUCUAGGCCGAGUACGGCGUCGGGGAGCUGCUCAGGGGCUGUUUGCGCAGCCCGGGGAAAAAGAGCAGGUCGAGUUUGGAUAUUGUUUUGAUGUCUCCAAUCGCGCAUUUUUCCCUCUAUAUCUUCACUUAUACGUGAUCCAAUUCCUGCUUCUCCCACUAUUGACUCGGAAAUCCGAUUCCUCUCCAAGUUUCCUUGCUACACUCCUUGGAAACACCCUCUACCUCUCUGCGUUUACGUAUUACAUUUAUAUAACAUUUCUUGGCUAUAACGCUUUACCGUUCCUCCACCACACAGAGCUUCUACUACUGCCAAUCCUCAUUCUUGCUAUACUCUGGUUUGUCAGUUUGAUCCUGGGUUGGGGAAUCGUGGGCCAGGGGGGUGCAGUAGCAGGAUUAUUUUGGGGUAUUUAGACCGUUCGUGUGUUGAGUGGGACACUACCGACGAUUGGACUUUUUGGCAGCAUAAUUUGGGCCUACAGUUUGUCGCAAUGGCUGCCGAUUGCUCAAGGCUCAUGCGAUGCCUGUCUCUUGUAUACCCUCCAGAGUGACAUUUUUUAGUUGAGAGCGCUGCAUCAACCAUAGAUUUGAUUGCUUCUUUUGAUUUUAUUCUACAUUGUUGUUUUAGCGGGAUUGGCUUGUAUUACAGCUUUCACGUACGGAGAAUUCCGUGCGAAAUAUCAAAAUCGUGAUUCCUAGAUAUGCACUGGAAA